Messenger RNA from Oryctolagus cuniculus (rabbit), 1030 nucleotides. Lineage: Eukaryota; Metazoa; Chordata; Mammalia; Lagomorpha; Leporidae. The record is from RefSeq and is a predicted model, not a curated record.
CCCCUGGGGCCUGGCUUCUGGACCAUUCCAGGAGGGAGGUGAGGGGUUGGCUGACAGCAGCAAGCAGAGGAUCCUGGGGCCAGUGGGAUCGAGAGCACGAGAGAUGGCUGGAGACAGAAAAUAAGCACCGGGCAGGCAAGCCAAGGAAGAUGGGGGAAGCACAGAACCCUCUCAGGCGGAAACGGAGGUGCAGAGAGGCAAAGUGACCUGGGGACCUGUCGCUGGUGCAGUGGGUUAGACCUCAGCACUGCUUUGUAGGUCACCCGACUGUGGUGACCUGGGACCGUGCCAGCUCCAAGGAAGACGACCAGCCAGUCACACAGGGAUACAGGGAACAUGCCCAUUUUUAUGAAGUGUUGAUAAGAAACCUAGUAAAAUGAAUGACACCAAGGACUUGCAGGAGCUUCCAGCUGGGAGAAGUGAGCAAGAAAAGAGGUCAUAUCAAGGUAUCCUGACCUAUGAUCUGAAGAAUUGCAUAAAGUUAAAAGAGAAGACAGAUAUAAGAAAGCUGAAGACACAAGAAGGACUCACAGCAAACAUCGGACUCCCCCUGGAACUCGUUGACAAACAUGACCCUUGGCCAGGGUAUGUCACCUACACCUCCCCCGUGGUAAAAAGACUCAUUGAGAAAAGCAAGACGAGAGAGCUGGAAUGCGCGAAUGCCUUCGAGGAAAGCCGCCGGGCAGCGAAGCCCAACAAGGCCUCCAGCAUCGUGCAGCUGAAGAGGAGGAAGUCGUCGAAAUCUUCCAGUGAAGCUGCCUUCCAGGAUGUGCUGUCACAGGCCAUGUUAUCCGUGUGGGGCGCUUACUCCGUGUUGGCCGUGGGUCCCGCCAUCAGCCCGGAGCCCACGUGCGACAGCCCUACCGCAACCCACAACAAGAUCCUCUUCUCCCGCAGGCCGGUGAUGAGGCUGCUCCCCUACAGCUCGCUGCUGGCCAGCAAGGAGAAACAUGCCAACGUCUAGCCAGGAGCCCCCGCGGCCGUGCCCUCCCAGGAAUGUUACAGCAAUUAAGCUCCAUGUGCCACACAC